GUGGCCUUGGGGCGCAUUUUUUGCGGAAGUAGGAGGAGGUAGCAGUGCUGCGUAAACGAGGUCCCUGCAGGCCCAGAAUCGGGACAGCGCUGGUGGGGGCUAUCGGGGUGCCUGUGUAGGACACCGCUGCACUGGUGAGGUGGGCAUGGGAGACCGCGCCCAGCUGACCAGAGACCCCGUUUUCUUCCAGACUGAGGGGGCAGGCGGUAGGGCCUCCCCACCUGCCCCGGGGAGGAUGCAGUUCUUCGGCCGCCUUGUUAAUACCCUCAGCAACGUCAGCAAUUUGUUCUCCAACCCAUUCCGGGUGAAGGAGGUAGCCGUGGUCGACUACACCCUGAGUGAACGUGUUCGGGAGGAAGGGCAGCUGAUCCUGUUCCAUAACGUCCCCAGUCGCACCUGGGACUGCCUCCUGGUCAACCCCAGGAACUCACAGAGUGGCUUCCGACUCUUCCAGCUGGAGUCAGAGGCUGAUGCCUUGGUGAACUUCCAACAGUAUUCCUCCCAGCUGCCACCCUUCUACGAGAGCUCCACCCAGAUCCUACACGUGGAAGUCCUGCAGCACCUGACCGACCUUAUCCGCAACCACCCCAGCUGGUCAGCUGCUCACCUGGCGGUGGAGCUGGGCAUCCGGGAGUGCUUCCAUCAUAGCCGCAUCAUCAGCUGUGCCAACAGCACGGAGAAUGAGGAGGGCUGCACCCCCCUGCACCUGGCCUGCCGCAAGGGGGAUAGGGAGAUCCUGGUGGAACUGGUGCAGUACUGCCAUGCCCAGAUGGAUGUCACUGACAACAAGGGAGAGACGGCCUUCCAUUAUGCCGUGCAGGGGGACAAUUCCCAAGUGCUGCAGCUCCUAGGAAAGAACGCCUCGGCCGGCCUGAACCAGGUGAAUCACCAAGGGCUGACCCCUCUGCACCUGGCCUGCCAGAUGGGGAAGCAGGAGAUGGUGCGUGUGCUGCUGCUGUGCAACGCUCGGUGCAACAUCAUGGGGCCCAGUGGCUACCCCAUCCACACAGCCAUGAAGUACUCCCAGAAGGGGUGUGCUGAGAUGAUCAUCAGCAUGGACAGCAACCAGAUCCACAGCAAAGACCCUCGCUACGGAGCCAGCCCACUGCACUGGGCCAAGAGUGCCGAGAUGGCUCGCCUGCUGCUGAAGCGGGGCUGCGACGUGGACAGCACCAGCAUGUCGGGGAACACUGCCCUGCACGUGGCUGUGAUGCGUAACCGCUUUGACUGCGUCAUGGUGCUGCUGACCUACGGGGCCAAUGCUGGUGCCCGAGGCGAGCACGGGAACACUCCACUGCACCUGGCCAUGUCGAAAGACAACAUGGAAAUGAUCAAGGCCCUCAUUGUGUUUGGAGCAGAGGUGGAUGCCCCCAAUGACUUUGGGGAGACUCCUGCAUUCAUAGCCUCCAAGAUCAGCAAACUGGCCACCAGGAAGGCGAUCUUGACUCUGCUGAGAACCGUGGGGGCUGACUACCACUUCUCAGCCAUCCAAGGUGUCUCCAUGGAGCAGGAGUCUGCGGCAUCACCCUUGUUCUCCCUGGAGAGAGCUCAGGCCCCAACGAUCAGCUUAAACAACUUAGAGCUGCAGGACCUCAUGCAAAUCUCCCGGGCACGGAAGCCAGCGUUCAUCCUGAACUCCAUGAGGGAUGAGAAGCGGACCCAUGACCACCUGCUCUGCCUGGAUGGAGGGGGCGUGAAAGGCCUGGUCAUCAUCCAGCUCCUCAUCGCUAUUGAGAAGGCCUCAGGCAUGGCCACCAAGGACCUCUUUGACUGGGUGGCGGGGACCAGCACAGGGGGCAUCCUCGCCCUGGCCAUUCUGCACAGCAAGUCCAUGGCUUACAUGCGUGGCGUGUACUUCCGCAUGAAGGAUGAGGUGUUCCGGGGCUCGCGGCCCUACGAGUCGGGGCCCCUGGAGGAGUUCCUGAAGCGGGAGUUUGGGGAACACACCAAGAUGACAGACGUCAAGAAACCCAAGGUGAUGCUGACAGGAACGCUGUCUGACCGGCAGCCAGCCGAGCUCCACCUCUUCCGGAAUUAUGAGGCUCCAGAGGCCACUCGGGAGCCUCGGUUCAGCCAGAAUAUUAACCUAAAGCCUCUGACUCAGCCCUCAGACCAGCUGGUAUGGCGAGCAGCCCGGAGCAGUGGGGCAGCCCCCACCUACUUCCGGCCCAAUGGGCGCUUCCUGGAUGGUGGGUUGCUGGCCAACAACCCCACACUGGACGCCAUGACUGAGAUCCAUGAGUACAACCAGGACAUGAUCCGCAAGGGGCAGGGUAACAAAGUGAAGAAACUCUCCAUCGUUGUCUCUCUGGGGACAGGGAAGUCCCCACAGGUGCCUGUGACCUGUGUGGAUGUCUUCCGCCCUAGCAACCCCUGGGAACUGGCCAAGACUGUUUUUGGGGCCAAGGAACUGGGCAAGAUGGUGGUGGACUGUUGCACAGAUCCAGAUGGGCGGGCCGUGGACCGGGCACGGGCCUGGUGUGAGAUGGUCGGCAUCCAGUACUUCAGAUUGAACCCCCAGCUAGGGUCAGACAUCAUGCUGGACGAGGUCAGUGACGCAGUGCUGGUCAAUGCCCUUUGGGAGACUGAGGUCUACAUCUAUGAGCACCGAGAGCAGUUCCAGAAGCUCGUCCAGCUGCUGCUCUUGCCCUGAGCCCCCAGCCCCUUCAUGUAAGGGUGGGCAAGGCCACCCACCAUACUGGGGCAGAGCCAGGCCAGGCGGCUCCACAUCUACUCAUGAACUAGGACUUGGAGUGGGUGCAGCUUCCUCCCAAGGCCAGUGCUAAGGCCUCCGUCCUGGGUCCACCCGCACCUUGUUAUUCCAGGCUGAGAGCCCAGAGCCUCCCUCAGCCCCUUUCCCUGACUGUGAAGGAAAACUGACUUGACCCACAACCCUGCACCCCUCAGCUCCAACACUAAGGGUACCCAGUGUCCCCACCCCUCACCUAGCCCCAGAGGCCUGCGAGGGCUCCCCAAGGUCUUCUGGAGGUGCGACUCCCCCAUUCAGCCCUCUUUCCUAGGGGCAGAGAGUAGAGAAAUGGUAUCCCCACCCUACCAGCCAGGAAAACCCAGGUUCCAGGACUGGGGUGUUCCAUUCGACUUUGCCCUCCACACACCUCAGCCACCCCACCGGAGAGCCCUCCCAGCUCCCAAAGGUCAUUCCUGUGAGCAAACUUGCUCUUCUCUAUGGAAGUGGUGUGCAAGUGGGGAGGGGCCCAGGGGCUGCCCCAAAACUGUGAAAUAAACUGUUUGG
Messenger RNA from Castor canadensis (American beaver), 3253 nucleotides. It is a transcript of the gene Pla2g6, whose product is annotated as phospholipase A2 group VI. Gene Ontology annotation, biological process: cardiolipin acyl-chain remodeling; positive regulation of ceramide biosynthetic process. Gene Ontology annotation, cellular component: mitochondrion. Gene Ontology annotation, molecular function: long-chain fatty acyl-CoA hydrolase activity; protein binding. Lineage: Eukaryota; Metazoa; Chordata; Mammalia; Rodentia; Castoridae. The record is from RefSeq and is a predicted model, not a curated record.